GACAGCGCCGCCGCCGCGCUCGAGCCGGACAGGCCGCCCGCCCCCGCCAAGGGCAACUGGCACGCCACGGGCGCCGAGCACAAGUGGAGCAACGCGGAGCUGGAGGCCUACGACAAGGCCUACAGGGAGGUCAACCACGAUCCCAACAAG
Prorocentrum cordatum is the source of this 150-nucleotide messenger RNA. The record is from the annotation of a GenBank genome assembly. NCBI's taxonomy places the organism in Eukaryota, Dinophyceae, Prorocentrales, Prorocentraceae.